ACAUCAUCUCCUUCACAAGAGGGAGCGUAUAAACCUUAUGAAAGAAGACUAGACUACUUGGAAACCAAAGUCGCCCUAUCCGAAGAAAUGGGGACCAAGUCAGCCUAUAGACAUCGUCUACUUCACGAGAACACUGAGGAAUUGAUAGAUG
Molecule: messenger RNA, 151 nt
Organism: Funneliformis caledonium
Lineage: Eukaryota; Fungi; Glomeromycota; Glomeromycetes; Glomerales; Glomeraceae
Source: the annotation of a GenBank genome assembly